GAAGUGGGCGAGGGGACCUGUCAGCUCCUACCCCGGGCCUGUGCGCUCGCGGCGCCGCGGGGUCGAGGGUUUCCUCAGAGACCAGCAGGGGGCGGGGUCACGGAGAAGCUAGCUGCCACUCACACAGCAGCCUCCGCCCUGUCCGGGCUGUCGCCGCCCCUCCCUUUGCCCUUCACCGCGCCCGGGCCUCCUUGUUUGGGGCUCCUUUCUGCAGCUAGGCAGCUUGCCCUCCCCUUUUUGCUUGCUUCCCGACCCCUCCCCCAACUCUGACACCAGAGUCGCGGUUCCUGCAGUGUUCCCGAAGCCGCACGUAUAACUCGCUGGGUGGAUAACGCAUUCGAUUUCAGAGUCCUUCUAAUUCCUCUGAAUGAUUUCAAAUUCUCCAGUAGCCAAAAUGGGACACAGUAAACAGAUUAGAAUUCUACUUCUGAACGAAAUGGAAAAGCUGGAAAAGACCCUCUUCAGACUUGAACAAGGGUUUGAGCUACAGUUCCGACUAGGCCCAACUUUACAGGGAAAAGCAGUUACUGUGUAUACAAAUUACCCACUUCCUGGAGAAACAUUUAAUCGAGAAAAAUUCCAUUCCCUGGAAUGGGAAAAUCCAGUAGAAAAAGAAGAUGAUUCUGAUAAAUACUGUAAACUUAAUCUUCAACAAGCUGGAUCAUUUCAAUAUUACUUCCUUCAAGGAAAUGAGAAAAGUGGUGGGGGUUACAUAGUUGUGGAUCCUAUUUUACAUGUUGGUGCUGACGACCACGUGUUACCCCUGGACUGUGUUACUCUUCAGACAUUUUUAGCUAAGUGUUUGGGACCCUUUGAUGAAUGGGAGAGCAGACUUAGAGUUGCAAAAGAAUCAGGUUACAACAUGAUUCAUUUUACACCCUUGCAGACCCUUGGACUAUCUAGGUCAUGCUAUUCCCUUGCUGACCAGUUAGAAUUAAAUCCUGACUUUUCAAGACCUAAUAAAAACUAUACCUGGAAUGAUGUUGGACAGCUUGUGGAAAAAUUUAAAAAGAAAUGGAAUAUUCUUUGUAUUACUGAUGUUGUCUACAAUCAUACUGCUGCUAAUGGUAAAUGGAUACAGGAACAUCCAGAAUGUGCAUAUAACCUUGUGAAUUCUCCACACUUAAAACCUGCAUGGAUCUUAGACAGAGCACUUUGGCAUUUGUCCUGUGAUAUUGCACAAGGGAAAUACAAAGAAAAAGGAGUACCUGCUUCGGUUGAAAAUGAUCAUCAAAUGAAUUGCAUUCGAAAAAUAAUUUGGGAAGAUAUUUUUCCAAAGGUUCGACUCUGGGAAUUUUUCCAAGUAAAUGUUCACAAAGCAGUAGAACAAUUUAGAGCACUUCUUACACAAGAAAAUAGGAAAAUAGCAACUAAGCCUGAUCCAAAGCAACACCUUAAGAUUAUUCAGGAUCCUGAAUAUAGACGGCUUGGCUGUACUGUAGAUAUGAACAUUGCACUAGCAACUUUCAUACCACAUGAUAACGGACCAGCUGCAAUUGAUGAAUGCUGUAAUUGGUUCUGUAAGAGAAUUGAGGAAUUAAAUUCAGAGAAGCAUCAACUCAUAAACUGUCAUCAUGAACAGGCAGUCAAUUGCAUUUUGGGAAAUGUGUUUUAUGAACGACUGGCUGGCCAUGGUCCUAAACUAGGACCUGUCACUAGAAAACAUCCUUUAGUUACCAGAUAUUUUACUUUCCCAUUUGAGAAAAUGACCCUCUCUGCAGAAGAAGCUAUGAUUCAUCUUCCAAAUAAAGCUUGUUUUCUGAUGGCAUAUAAUGGAUGGGUAAUGGGAGAUGAUCCCCUUCGAAACUUUGCUGAACCAGGUUCAGAAGUUUAUCUAAGGAGAGAACUUAUUUGCUGGGGAGACAGUGUUAAAUUACGCUAUGGGAAUAAACCAGAGGACUGUCCUUAUCUCUGGGCACACAUGAAAAAAUACACUGAAAUAACUGCGACUUAUUUCCAAGGAGUACGUCUUGAUAACUGCCACUCAACACCUCUUCAUGUAGCUGAGUACAUGUUGGAUGCUGCUAGGAAAUUGCAACCCAAUUUAUAUGUAGUAGCUGAACUGUUCACAGGAAGUGAAGACCUGGACAAUAUCUUUGUUACUAGACUGGGCAUUAGUUCCUUAAUAAGAGAGGCAAUGAGUGCAAAUAAUAGUCAUGAAGAGGGCAGAUUAGUUUAUCGAUAUGGAGGCGAACCUGUUGGAUCCUUUGUUCAGCCCUGUUUGAGACCUUUGAUGCCAGCUAUUGCACAUGCCCUGUUUAUGGAUAUUACCCAUGAUAAUGAGUGUCCUAUUGUGCACAGGUCAGAAUAUGAUGCUCUUCCAAGUUCCACAGUUGUCUCUAUGGCCUGCUGUGCCAGUGGAAGUACUAAAGGCUAUGAUGAAUUAGUGCCACAUCAGAUUUCAGUGGUUUCUGAAGAACGGUUUUACACUAAGUGGAAUCCUGCAGCAUUGCCAUCAGAUACAGGUGAAGUUAAUUUCCAAAGUGGAAUUAUUGCAGCCAGGUGUGCUAUCAAUAAACUUCAUCAAGAGCUGGGGGCCAAGGGUUUUAUUCAGGUUUAUGUGGAUCAGGUUGAUGAGGACAUAGUAGCAGUAACAAGACACUCACCUAGUAUCCAUCAGUCUAUUGUGUCUGUGUCUAGAACUGCUUUCAGGAAUCCCAAGACUUCAUUUUACAGCAAGGAAGUGCCUCAAAUGUGCAUCCCUGGCAAAAUUGAUGAAGUAGUUCUUGAAGCCAGAACUAUUGAAAGAAACACAGAUCCUUAUAAGAAGGAUGAGAAUUCAAUAAAUGGAAUGCCAAAUAUCACAGUAGAUAUUAGAGAACACAUCCAGCUUAAUGAAAGUAAAAUUGUUAAACAAGCUGGGGUUGCCACAAAAGGACCCAAUGAAUAUAUUCAAGAAAUAGAAUUUGAAAACUUAUCUCCAGGAAGUGUUAUUAUAUUCAGAGUUAGUCUUGACCCACAUGCCCAAGUCGCUGUUGGAAUUCUUCGAAAUCAUCUGACACAGUUCAGUCCUCACUUUAAAUCUGGGAGCCUUGCUGUUGACAACUCAGAUCCUAUAUUGAAAAUUCCUUUUGCUUUUAUUGCCUCUAAAUUAACUUUGGCUGAGCUGAAUCAGGUACUUUACCGAAGUGAAUCAGAAGAACGAGAAGAUGGUGGAGGGUGUUAUGACAUACCAAACUGGUCAUCUCUGAAAUAUGCGGGUCUUCAAGGAUUAAUGUCCAUACUGGCAGAAAUAAGACCAAGGAAUGACUUGGGACAUCCCUUUUGUGAUAAUUUGAGAUCUGGAGAUUGGAUGAUUGACUAUGUCAGUAACCGGCUUAUUUCACGAUCAGGAAAUAUUGCUGAAGUUGGUAAAUGGUUGCAGGCUAUGUUCUUCUACCUGAAGCAGAUCCCGCGUUAUCUUAUCCCUUGUUAUUUCGAUGCUAUAUUAAUUGGUGCAUACACCACUCUCCUGGAUAUAGCAUGGAAGCAGAUGUCAAGCUUUGUUCAGAAUGGGUCUACCUUUGUGAAACAUCUUUCACUGGGUUCAGUCCAAAUGUGUGGAGUGGGAAAGUUCUCUUCUCUGCCACAUCUUUCACCUUCACUUACGGAUAUACCAUAUAGGCUAAAUGAGAUCACAAAAGAAAAGGAGCAAUGUUGUGUGUCUCUAGCUGCAGGCUUACCUCAUUUUUCUUCUGGUAUUUUCCGCUGCUGGGGAAGAGAUACUUUUAUUGCACUUAGAGGUCUACUGCUGAUCACUGGACGCUAUUUAGAGGCCAGGAAUAUUAUUUUAGCAUUUGCUGGUACCCUGAGACAUGGUCUUAUUCCUAAUCUCCUGGGUGAAGGAACUCAUGCCAGAUACAAUUGCCGGGAUGCUGUGUGGUGGUGGCUACAGUGUAUUCAGGAUUACUGUAAAAUGGUUCCAAAUGGCUUAGACAUUCUCAAGUGCCCAGUUUCCAGAAUGUAUCCUACAGAUGAUUCUGUUCCUUUGUCUGCCGGCACACUGGAUCAACCAUUGUUUGAAGUGGUACAGGAAGUUAUGCAAAGACAUAUGCAGGGCAUACAGUUCCGAGAAAGAAAUGCUGGUCCACAGAUAGAUCGAAACAUGAAGGAUGAAGGUUUUAAUAUAACUGCAGGGGUUGAUGAAGAAACAGGAUUUGUUUAUGGAGGAAAUCGUUUAAAUUGUGGCACAUGGAUGGAUAAAAUGGGAGAAAGUGACAGGGCUAGAAACAGAGGAAUCCCAGCUACUCCAAGAGAUGGAUCUGCUGUAGAAAUUGUGGGCCUGAGUAAAUCUGCCAUCCGUUGGUUGCUGGAAUUAUCAAAAAAAAAUAUUUUUCCUUAUCAUGAAGUCACAGUAAAAAGACAUGGAAAGGUUGUGACAGUCUCAUAUGAUGAAUGGAACAGAAAAAUUCAAGACCACUUUGAAAAACUGUUUUAUGUGUCAGAAGACCCUUCAGAUGUGAAUGAAAAGCAUCCUAAUCUGGUUCACAAACGGGGCAUAUACAAAGAUAGUUACGGGGCUUCGAGCCCUUGGUGUGACUACCAGCUCAGGCCUAAUUUUACCAUAGCAAUGGUUGUAGCCCCUGAGCUCUUUACUGCAGAAAAAGCAUGGAAAGCUUUGGAGACUGCAGAAAAAAAACUGCUUGGUCCCCUUGGCAUGAAAACUUUGGAUCCAGAUGAUAUGGUUUACUGUGGAAUUUAUGACAAUGCCUUAGACAAUGACAACUACAAUCUUGCUAAAGGUUUCAAUUAUCACCAAGGACCUGAGUGGCUAUGGCUCAUUGGGUAUUUUCUUCGAGCAAAAUUAUAUUUUUCCAAGUUGAUGGGUCCAGAGACCACUGCAAAGACUGUACAUUUGGUUAAAAAUGUUCUUUCCCGACAUUAUGUUCAUCUUGAGAGGUCCCCUUGGAAAGGACUUCCGGAACUGACCAAUGAAAAUGGCCAAUAUUGCCCUUUCAGCUGUGAAACACAAGCCUGGUCAAUUGCUGCUAUUCUUGAAACUCUUUAUGACUUAUAGUUGAUUCAUGGAUUUAUCAAAUAGGCAGUCACUUGUAUUAUGGAAUUCAAGUCCAUAAUAUGAUGUAAAUGCUUUGUAUGCACAGGUUCCAGUCAUUUAAAAAAUCUCAUUCAUAUAACACUUAUGCCCAAUUAGUUUUUGUCCGAAGAAAACACGUAAAUUAGAUCAUUAUGCUUUCAGCUGAAAGAAAAUAGUUGCAAAAACCCUUUCAUUGCUUUUUAAUAUUACUCAGUGGUGUAUUUAUUAACAAAAUAAUGGGUAAGUAAUACUUUUCUCAGUUAAAGUUCAACCCAACCACCUUAACUAUUACUAAGAAAUAAAAAUAAAGUAGAAAAACAAGUAAACCACAACUUCUGAAUAGGAAAAAUAUAUAAAUGCUUCAGAUUCAAAUACCCAUGCUCAAAAGCUCAUGCAAUUUACUGUAAGCUUACCUGCACAUCCUUCCUCCAAGCUCACCUUACUUCAGAAUAGUUUUAACUAGUUUAUUUUUCUGGUUUCACAACCUAAAGCAGAUUAAAUCCUACAAAUUUAAGAACAGUUGUGAUAGUAAUCUGACCACUAUCUAUACAUGCGUUAGUUUCCAAUUUCCCUUCCUUCUUCAUUGCUCGAUGUAUACAUAACCUUCUUUAACCUGUGUGGUUAAAAGGAAUGACCUUUAACAGAGGGAACCAUUAGCCGUGAAAGGUUUAUGUAGUUAUAUUGUGCUACUUUAUUGAAGGUGGUAACAAAGGUAACCAAAAACCAGUAAAUGAAAACCAUAUUCAAUGAAAGCAAGAAGUAGUAACUGAAAGUUAAAUGUGAUAAAUAAAUUAAUAAUAAAUAAAUAAAUAACAUGAAUGUCUAAAACAUGGCCAGCCGUAUUGGGUUACAUGUAGUAGGGCAAAUACCCACCUCAGUAACUUUUUAAGAUAUUGUGUUGCACUAGAAAAUUAAGCAUUUCAUAUUCCCAAUAAGGAAUAUUAAUGAAAGAACAUUGUUAUAAUCUGCAUGGUCUAUUUUAAAGUUUAAGAAGGCAUGUUACACAUUAUUUCAUGAAUGAUAGUUAUAACAGUUUUAACCUUUGGAGGGAUAAAUGUCAUUUGACUGAAGCACAUUUAAAUAGAAUACUUCAUUCCUGAGUUAUUUUGGGUGAGAUGCCAUUAUAUUACAUUUUGACAAUCUUAGGCUAACAUGAGAAGUAAGUUUGCCAGUUUUACCAGUAUGCUGUGAUAAUUUGAUAAGUUUCAGAGAUAAUUGAGGAAACAAGAGCUGUCAUCCCAUCUUUGAACAUUAUAACCUAUGUGAACUGUAAUCCAUUUCUAGUAUUUCUUCAACUGUUCUCUCUAGUAAGCAAAUGUAAUUUUUAUGUCUGUAUGCCAAGAAAUAAAAAUCUUUUCUAAAGGCCCA
Manis javanica (Malayan pangolin) is the source of this 6382-nucleotide messenger RNA. The record is from RefSeq and is a predicted model, not a curated record. Lineage: Eukaryota; Metazoa; Chordata; Mammalia; Pholidota; Manidae.